Molecule: messenger RNA, 642 nt
Organism: Paramuricea clavata
Lineage: Eukaryota; Metazoa; Cnidaria; Anthozoa; Malacalcyonacea; Plexauridae
Source: the annotation of a GenBank genome assembly
AUGACGGAAGGAGCUAUUAUUCAAGGCUCUUCACCUGCCAUGCGAAGAAACUCUCAAUCGGCUAAUUUAGCCGAGGCUUUAUCAACAAUUGUUGAUACAAACUCUCAAAUACAAACAGACUGUAAUAAUAAUUGUGAUUCUGACGAAAAUUUGACCGGAUUUAUUGAUGAUUUGGGAAGGCGUCUGCAAAGUACAUCGAGCGAGAUUGUCGUACGACAGCUAAUCGCACGAGAUACCGAUGAUUUAGCUGGCUUAAGGGAUAGAGUAUUGCAACUGGUCCGUUGUAAGUGGAGUUGCUGUCCCAAAGGCGAACUUCAGAGGAGAAUUACAUGAACUAGGGGAACGUCGGCGUCAGAGAAGCUCGCACAAGAUAUUGUAUUGCUUGUGAAAUUUUACGAGAGCGGCGAAGGAAGUCAAGCGCUAAAGGACAUAUUUCGCAAGGUCAGGAAUACGGAUUGUAGUUACGCUCUCGGAGAUAAGGAAACGAACGCUUUGGAUCAACCUAAUCUCAAGAAACUACUCGAAAUUGUCGAAGAUUUAGAAGCAAAAUUUGUUGAAACAAAUAUUCAACAUAAAACAGAUAUUGACAAAUUGAAAGACGAACUUAAUCAUAUGCAAUUACAUUUAGCCGAAAAAGACUAA